This is a messenger RNA of Dermacentor silvarum, 2607 nucleotides long. RefSeq lists its product as uncharacterized. NCBI's taxonomy places the organism in Eukaryota, Metazoa, Arthropoda, Arachnida, Ixodida, Ixodidae. Bases 102 to 923 code for a protein of 273 amino acids. The transcript has a single exon. The record is from RefSeq and is a predicted model, not a curated record.
ACAUAAAUAUUCAGCACUUCCCCGUUUGCUCAUGGAGUCCCAUAGUGUGCACUGGGCACACAUCGGAAGACUUCUAUAUACCGCGGCGGCAGCUUAUCUCCAUGCGAGGGUCCGAUUGCGAGAGGGCGACGGUCGCCGAUAGCUCGCGCCCCGCGCAGCCGAGCAACACGUCGGGCUCGACGCGCUUUGUUACGGGACUCGCUUCGCGAACACGGCGGCGGAGGGUAACCCGGUGCAAGAGGCGGCGAGACUCGGACGGAGGAGCGCGUUUGCCCAUGGGUGCCUCCGGAAGUUCGACGAGCGGCGUCGACCAGCACAGCGCAACGGCGAACGGCUCGCUACCUCAGUGCGAGAAGAAGGCGACGACGCAGCAGCCUGCCAAGCCCGAGGUGUCCAAAGCCGUGAGGGACUCGGUCCAGAAGUCCAUCGCCGCGUCCAACUCCCUGCUCGGCGGAGGGGCCAACGGCGUCCUCUGCAACGGGGUCGUCGGCGGCGGCAGCGCCAAGAGCUACCAGAGGAUCCGAUGGUCUCGCAACAGCCUCCUGGCGAGGGCCAAGCUGGCUUCGGCCGUUGGGCGCGCUCAGAUGCACUGUCGCCGCUGCGAACAUCGCUGGACCGACGACGGCGUCGAGGUGUUCUUCGACCUGGGCAGGCUCGGGGUUCCCAGGGUUGUGCGAAAGCAGUGCUUCAACUGCGGACACCUGGUGGUGCCGUCUUUCUCCUGCCUCGAAUGGGACCGUCUCGCCAGCGAGGCACUCGGCAAGUGGUCCAAGAAGGCGCUCGAGGCCCACCUCAAGCAGAGCCGCACCACCGGAGCACCGCUGCCCAUUCCCGAACACUGUUCCGUGCCCGUGCCGGACCCGUUGACUAAAGGGAUGGUCGUCAUAAACGUGGACGUCGUCAAUAACAACUCUCCGCGCUGACGAGACUCGCAUAUAGCGCGUCGUUAUUGAGCGUCGUUCUGACCAACUUUUGCUCAUCGACGGUUAGGAGUGUCACGUUACCUCCCGUCCUAUCUAUGCGGGCGCACGUGCAGUGUGGAUGCUCGACGAUGACCCGAUCAAGACGCUUCCUUCAUCGACGUUAGGUAACUGACAACGCCCGUCCGCACAAUGUGUAGAUGCACGCAUAUAUUAUGCUCUUGCGAGAAAGAGCGCGCUUCACGGCACCACGAUUCAUUGCUUCAAGAAGGUUAGGUUCAGAGCCGUCCCAUUAGAGCCAACUUGCAACGUGAUGCCUAAGGACUUUCCGCUCCCAUUUAUCCUUGUCGCGUAGUGUUUGAAUGAGUAGUUGGUUGUUCAGCAUCACCGCGAACACAUUUACCAUAAGAUAAGUCAUAUAUGUAAAAUCACUGCCAAGGUUGGUGUGCUGCGAUAUUGCUCCAUUUUUUAAAUAUGAGUGAAAUUUUCUUAUCUAGUCAUGCUACGCGAAAGGCCAGCGCUUGCUUUGCUCUUUUUUAGGGCGUCGCUUAUCUGCAGUGCACAAUGGUUGUCCCUUCUGCAAACACAGCACGAAGUUGUUUCUUUUCUUUUAGUCACGCAGAGGACGGCGCCAACUACCACUCUGCCACUGCAGACAGACACGUACGCCCGUCGUCGAAAGCUUGCAGCCCUUCCGUGACACCUAGCUGUGUAGUGGGUCCGCGCUAUUGCAUCCGUUGCACUUUAGAGCUUUAAACAAGCAAGGAGAGCUUUGAAGCAUUCUUAUCUUAUGUAAAGGUUAUCACUAUAACUUUUAUACAUAAUACUGCGCAUUUUCACAUUUAGAGCUUGUAACCAUGCAAUCGAAUUGAAUAAUCGCAAGAGCCCAGAAUGAUUUGGCGUUUUCGUCAUUUUUUUUUCUUUACGUGUUAAGGUAAAACUGCUUGGAAUAAAGCUCAGAGAGCAAUUUGUAGGUAAAUGCUACGAACCGUUUUUAAAAUGUGAACGGCAUGAUUGACGCCAUCUAUUGUAGUUACCAUUAGACUCCUGCAGUCAGUUGUAAUUCGCUUUUAAUCCGAACUGUGUUACCAUUAGACACGAAAAACAAAAUUCAACGACAGCAUGAGUUAGUUCGAUGCCAACUCCGAUUUACCUCUCAUUAUACGUGUAUAAUGCAGAACUUCUCCGGUUAGACAGCAGGUGAAAAUUUUUGAAUACAGUUGCUUGCAUUCAAGUAAGAAAGCUGAAUCCUAUCGAUUGUCGGAUGCUGACAUUUGCCUUAGGGCGUCAUAUUUUUAUUAAAAAUUGACGAAAUAUUUACAAAUCCAUAACUAGUAAAAAAAAAAAGGCUAACAGUUGUAUAAACUGCAUAUGUUAGAUAAUUUGAAACAUAUAGAAGAGUUUACAGAAUAUGAGAAUACAAGUCUGGCCGCUUACGUUAAUUUUCUACAAUGCUAAAAACGGUUUUACGAAAGUCAUAUGCAUAAAUUUCAAAGUGGUACUUUAUGCCUCAAAUUUAUUCGUUUUGUUUGCUUGAAUCGGUGCAGUUUACGUAAUCAGUGUUUCUUAUUUGUUCUGUGUUGCAGAGUUGUUAGUUCGACGGUACAGGUUUUAUCAUAUUUUGCGAUAAUCAGCAAUGCUAAGAAAAAAUGGGUGGCUUAAAAAAAACAAAAAAAAAACAAGCAAA